UCUACAUCACCCAAAUCUCGAAAUGAAGGAAAAGAAGAAGGCCGAAUCCGGCGCGGCGAUCAACUUUAUCUCGCGCAACGCAGCACUCAAGAAGCUCCAGCUCAAGCUCGCAGACUUCCGUCGCUUGUGCAUUCUGAAGGGCGUCUACCCGCGCGAGCCCCGCAACAAGAAGAAGGCGUCGGGCACUGGAUCCACCGCCAACAAGACGUACUACCUCGCAAAGGACAUUGCCUUCCUUGCUCACGAGCCCAUCCUGAACAAGUUCCGCGAGUUCAAGGUCUUUGUGCGCAAGCUGCGCAAGGCCAUCGGCCGCAAGGAGUUUGAUGUUGCAGACCGCGUCAAGGCCGCCAAGCCCGUCUACACGCUCGAUCACAUUGUCCGCGAGCGCUACCCCAGCUUUGUCGAUGCUCUGCGCGAUCUCGACGAUGCGCUGUGCAUGGUCUUCCUGUUUGCUCGCAUGCCGCGCACAAACCGCAUCCGCUCUGAGGUUGUCGACCGCUGCAACCGCCUCGCGCACGAAUUUGAGAGCUACAUUGUCCGCUCUCGCUCUCUGCGCAAGGUCUUCUUGUCCAUCAAGGGCAUUUACUAUCAGGCCGAGGUCAUGGGUGCUCCCCUGACCUGGCUUGUUCCCCACCAGUUCAGCCAAAAGAUCCCUGCCGACGUCGAUUUCCGCAUCAUGCUCACCUUCCUCGAGUUCCACAUGACGUUGCUCGGCUUUGUGAACUUCCGCUUGUACCACUCUAUUAACGUGAGCUACCCGCCAAGGCUCGACGAGACCAAGGAUGCCGGAGCGUCUGGCAUUAGCGCUCUCAUUCUCGAGCCGCUGACUGCUGACGCGUCGGCAGCCGCAACGUCGUCCGCCAUGGAGGUGGCAACACCUGCAGCGUCCAAGGCGACGGCGCCCGAUGCCGCCGAACAGGAGGCCCAACGCAAAAAGUCUGCCAAGCGCAUUGCCUCGCUCGGCAAGGCAUUGUCCAACAUUCACGAGGAUGCCGACGUCGACGCCAACGAGAACGACGCCACUCGCAUGCAAAUUGACGAGUCCUUUGCCGCCGCCGAUGCUGGCGAAGAUGCUCAACUCAUUGGCCAGCAGGUCAAGGAGCAAAAGUUGCUCGAGGCUUCCAAGCGUCUCUUCGAGCCCUGCCGCUUUUACGUUUCGCGCGAAGUGCCUCGCGGUGUUGUCGAACUCAUCAUUCGCAGCUUUGGCGGCCAAGUGUCCUGGGACAGCAGCAUUGCCGGUGGUGCUCCUUAUGACGAGUCUGACUCUGGCAUUACUCAUCAAAUCGUCGAUCGUCCGCAGCGUGGGCCAGCAAUACCCGGCCGCCGCUACGUUCAACCGCAGUGGAUUUUCGACUGCGUCAACGCACACCGCUUGCUUGACGCGACCUUGUACAGCCCCGGCCGCGCGUUGCCACCGCACUUGUCGCCGUUCGUCUCCGAAAGCGAAGGCGACUACGUGCCUCCAGAGAAGCGCAAUCUCAUGACCGAGGAGGAUGAGGAGCACGAGGAAAUCGAAGACGACAGUGCCGACGAGGACAUUGACGAGGACGAGGACGAAGAGGACGAGGAGGAGGCAGAGGACGACGAAGAUGAGUCGCCCGCCCCCGCCAAAAAGGCCGCCAAGGGAGCUGCAGCACCAAAGCGUGUUUCUGCCAAGCGUGGUCACCACGAAGUCGAAGAGGACGAAGACGACGAAGAGGCCGAGUACCAGCGCGAGUUGGAGGCCGAGAGCAAGGGUGUUGCCUUCUCGUCAGCCGCCGCCAAGCCAAAGAGCAAGGGCAAGAAGAGCCAGGCUGCCGCCGACGAGGCCAAGGAGCAGGAAGAGCUUGCCAAGAUUCUCAUGCCCAAGAAGCAUCGCCGAUUGUACAACCGCAUCAUGUACUCCAAGAACAAGAAGCAAGAAGAGGUCGACAAGCUGCACGCCAAGCGACUCGAGUAUAACGCGCAACAGGAUCAGAAGGCCCAAAAUCAAGCGGCCAAGAAAGCCGCCAAGCACGCCCAAAAGAAGUCACGGCAAAGCGAGUAGUAGUCGGGCUGUGCUAUAGUAGUGAUUGCAAUUCCUAUUGUUUUGGUGCGUUCCCUUUCAACUUGUAUUCGUCAACAACAAUCCACUGAACGAUUUCAACCUUAACA
This is a messenger RNA of Capsaspora owczarzaki ATCC 30864, 2133 nucleotides long. RefSeq lists its product as hypothetical. The transcript is spliced from 7 exons. NCBI's taxonomy places the organism in Eukaryota, Filasterea, Ministeriida, Capsasporidae. Bases 23 to 2026 code for a protein of 667 amino acids. The record is from RefSeq and is a predicted model, not a curated record. Gene Ontology annotation, cellular component: nucleolus; PeBoW complex. Gene Ontology annotation, biological process: maturation of LSU-rRNA from tricistronic rRNA transcript (SSU-rRNA, 5.8S rRNA, LSU-rRNA); ribosome biogenesis. Gene Ontology annotation, molecular function: RNA binding.